Messenger RNA from Parasteatoda tepidariorum (common house spider), 1401 nucleotides. Its product is annotated as E3 SUMO-protein ligase ZBED1. Gene Ontology annotation, molecular function: protein dimerization activity; DNA binding. NCBI's taxonomy places the organism in Eukaryota, Metazoa, Arthropoda, Arachnida, Araneae, Theridiidae. The record is from RefSeq and is a predicted model, not a curated record.
AAAUGCAGAAAUGUAGUUAGUUUUCUUCGGUCCAAUGAAACCGCAAAGCAGCAACUGCUUGAAGCUCAAAUGCAUGAUAAAAAUUUAAAAAUGCAGCAUUCAGAAAACCAGGGUUUGGAUAUAAAUGCUGCCACGGACAUCAAAUACCCAUUGAAAGUGAAGAAAGAUAACUCUAAUGAGUGGAUCAGCACAUUCUACAUGCUUCAGAGAAUUUCAACUUUAAAGAAUGUGUUGAUAAAAAUACUUAAUAAUUUCACUAGUUCAUUAGACAUACUAACUAAGAGCGACUGGACGGCCAUCGAAGAAACGAUCGGCCUUCUGAAGGCGUUUGAGGUUGUUAUUUUGGAGCUUUGCAACGAACCCUAUCAGUUUGCUUCUAAGGUUAUUCCAGUUACGUUAGGUUUGAAUUCCCUCAUCAAUAACUGCAAUGCUCUCACGCUGGGUUUCGUGGAAAAAGUGCGGAAAGAUAUUCUGUCUUCCCUGAGGAGGAGGCUUGGGCAAGUAGAGCAUAACUUAAUGUUGGCUAUGGCUACAGUACUAGACCCAAGAUUCAAAAAUAUAGCUUUUCAAUCUGAAGCAGCUGUAGAGACAGCCAUUCAAGAGCUGACCAGUGAAGCGAGCAAGCAGAUUAUUGGCAGUAUGAUGGACACGUCCAGUCCCGAGAAGGAGGUUAAAGAAUCUCGUACAGAUAGCCUGUGGGAGGGUUUUGAGAGGAAGGCCACUCCCAAGAAAGCUCCAUCUAGGACGGAUGAUAUGAUCAACAAUGAAAUCAAAAACUAUCUGGAAGAGCCUUUGCUGGAUAGGAAAAAGGACCCUUUUGUGUGGUGGAAAACGCAAGGCCAAGCUCAAUUCCCUAUUCUAGCAAAGGUAGCUAGACAAAUUUUGUGUGUACCAGCCACCUCCAUACCACCUGAAAGAGUGUUUUUGAAGAAAGGCAGGACUUUCUCUGAAAGGAGACGUCUCAUUAAGCCGAAAUAUGUAGACCAGUUUAUGUUUCUAAAUAUGAAUAUUGAUUAGUUCACGUGUCACUAUAUUUCAGAAUUGGCAUGCAUUUUUUUUUUUAUUUAAAAAAUCAGUAAUUUAUAAUUCAUCCGUGUUGUUUUAUUUAAUUUAUUUUUAAUAAAUCAUUUAGUUGAAAAUAUUUUUAUGCAAUAUUAUUUGUAAAUAUAUUCUUUAGGUUUUUUUUCUUUUUUUAAGUUUGAUUUCACUGAUAAAUAAAUGUUUUUUUUUUCCAAAGAAAUUUAAAAAAGAUGAUGUAUAAAAAUUAUUAUAUUUUAAAAUUGAAUUGUAAAAACAAAAAACAAUUGUAUAAAAGUGGUUAAGAGUGGCUUGGAACGUUUAAAUUAUAAUCUUCCAUUAACUGUAUGUAAAAUAAAUACUAAUAAAUUUGUUUCAAAUAUA